Molecule: messenger RNA, 512 nt
Organism: Paralichthys olivaceus (Japanese flounder)
Lineage: Eukaryota; Metazoa; Chordata; Actinopteri; Pleuronectiformes; Paralichthyidae
Gene: tstd1
Product: thiosulfate sulfurtransferase like domain containing 1
Molecular function (GO): thiosulfate-cyanide sulfurtransferase activity
Source: RefSeq, a predicted model, not a curated record
GUCCCGCCUUUUCCGGUGUCUCAACCAAUGAUGAGCCACCAAACAAUGUGAGGAAGUAGGUGCCGACACAUUGACGGCAGCGGGAUGGCGAACACAGUCAACAAGGAGGUCUCCUAUGAGGAUCUGAAAGCUCUUCUAGAAAAGAGCGAGAAUCUCUUCCUGGUUGACGUUCGCUCCCAAGGUGAAGUGGAUAAAGGGCGAAUUCCAGGAUCUGUUCACAUCCCAGUGGAUACAGUCGAAGCUGCGUUUGCAAUGCAACCAGAAGAAUUCAAGUCCAAGUAUGGAGUGACCAAGCCACCGAUGGACGCCCCUGAGCUGGUGUUUCACUGCCAAAUUGGCAAGCGAGGUGGAAUAGCCACGAGCAAGGCCCAAGAGCUAGGAUACGUGAAUGCUCGUAAUUAUGCUGGAGGAUUCAGGGAGUGGUCUGAGAGAGAAGGGAAGUGACUCAUGUUGAAGGAAUGCUUCAUAUGUAUUUAUAAAAAGUAGCAAUUGUGGAAGCUUAAGAAAAAAAA